AGGUCGCACCCGAUCCGGUCCGGUUGUAUUGCGAUUCCCUGCGUCCGAUGCCAACGCGCCUCACACACUGAACACACACGAAGUGCUGGGUGGUGGUGGUGGCUGGGGCAUCUCGUCAGCGAGUCGUAGACAUUGGUCUAACCGGGGGUGAAGUGAUCCGCAUUACCCUGCAUUCAAGUAAACCGCAAGCAACUGGGCGGCAAUAUGGAUACCAACGAAACGAUGUCGGUGGACAUCCUUGCGGAGGAAAACUUUACCACGACCGGCGACGAAUGUACCAAUGAGUUGCCCACCGUACAGGAAUAUCUUGAUGGCUUAACACUCCCAAUCGCCAUAAUAAUAGCCGCCACCGUGCUGCUGAGCAUUGGCACGUUUAGCAUCUUCUUCAAGAACGCUUAUCACAUCCUGCACCGGACGCCGAAACAGUUCAAAACCAAAUCCAUACUGCUGCUGACCAUCUAUCCGCUCAUCACUCUGUUCGGUGUGGUGUCUGUGUCCGUGCCGCGUGCCUUCUUCCUGUGCGAUACCGUGAUGCAUGUGUACUUCAUGAUCUGUGCUUACGUUUUCUUCAGCCUGUGCAUGCAGUAUGUGGACGGGGAAGAUGCACUUAUUAAAUCGACCGAUUCGCAAACCUUCUCCCUGCGCACCCCACCGCUGUGCUGCUUCGUGCCGCUGUUCAAACGAGCUCCCGUGACAAAAAAUCGGUUACGGUUCGUGCGUAUGCUUAUAAUGCAGCUGCCGGUCGUACAGACUGCUCUCUUUAUGGCCCUGAACGUAGUGUUUGUGGAGGAUUAUCCCAACUUUAAUCGCAUCAUCCUAUACUUUGUGCCCAUGAUCGUCAUCUCUAUUCUGCUCGGUGUGUGGGGAUUGAACAUUCUCGUGCGAAUGCUCGCUCCACUCUACUCCGACUUGAAGCUGAUGGGCAAAUAUUUCGUAUUGCAGGCGGUGCUUAUACUUUGCCGGAUACAGCCCCUCAUUAUAGCGGCCAUCGUUAGCAGCAGCAUUUCCCACUGUGCCUUUCCCAACACACUGCAGGUGCAGAAAAAUGCCAUUUUUCAACUUUGCCUGUGCUUUGAAAUGAUGGUACUAUCAUGCUGGGCCUCCCUGCUGUACAAAUCGCCCUCCAUCAUUGGACCAGGCUAGGCGUGAACGACAAGGG
Anopheles coluzzii is the source of this 1159-nucleotide messenger RNA. Its product is annotated as organic solute transporter alpha-like protein. Gene Ontology annotation, biological process: transport. The record is from RefSeq and is a predicted model, not a curated record. NCBI's taxonomy places the organism in Eukaryota, Metazoa, Arthropoda, Insecta, Diptera, Culicidae. The transcript has 9 exons. Gene Ontology annotation, molecular function: transporter activity. The coding region runs from base 205 to 1143 and encodes 312 amino acids.